This is a messenger RNA of Rhizophagus irregularis DAOM 181602=DAOM 197198, 1015 nucleotides long. RefSeq lists its product as uncharacterized. Lineage: Eukaryota; Fungi; Glomeromycota; Glomeromycetes; Glomerales; Glomeraceae. The record is from RefSeq and is a predicted model, not a curated record.
UCCCUAUCUUAAUAAUUUCCUACAUACUAAUAUAAUAAUUAAUUUCUUUGUCAAACUUUUCCUUCUUCAAGAUGUGGUUGAAUAAAAGUAUUCUUUUCGCUACAGCUAUUUUAAUUGUCUCUAUACUUCUUUUCUCAUCGCAAACAACUGCUACAAACUGCAAGACCGUCACAAAGACACGCCAUUGUACUAAAACCAUUAAUCCUAAAAAUUGCCCAAAAACCAAAACCACUACUGUCACAGUUAGUUCUACCACCAUCAAACCCGCCACUACUACUACUACUACCACCACUACCACAACCACAACCUCCACCGUCGUACCUACUACAAAUACUGUAAAAAAGAGACAUGAGAAUGAGGAGGUUAUUUGCAUCCCCGAUAAAAAGGAAAAGCGGCAUGAUUUCUAUUAUAAACAUCGAAAAUGCGUAAAAACCGUCUAUUGUACUCCAACUGUUAUCAAAAAAUGUCCCAAACCUCGCACCACAACAUUGACUGCUACUAGGACUUUUACUUCAACUUCCGUAUCAGUAACAACAACUACAGCGACUGCAACAACAACUACCACAACUGUUAUUCCUUGUUGUACUCCUGGUGCAUUUCAAACUGCAAUUCCACUCCAAUUACAUCUAAACGUUAAUGCUCAAGUUAAUGGAGCUACAGAUGCAAUAAGUUGUUGUGUAGCUUGUGCUCAAGACCCCAAUUGUGUUCAAUGGAAUCUUGCAAGCAGCCGAUGUUUCUUAUCCGGUUCAGCCACUUGUAAUAAUCCAAUAAUACCAUUUGGUAUAGCAGCGACCGCUGGGGGAAUUAUGCGAUGCCAAGAUGGUUGUCUACCACCAAAUUAAAUUCCAAAUCGUAUGUUGGUUAUUAAAUUUCCUAUUGAUCCCUAACAGUAUUAUCUGCUCCUUCAAUAGUGUUUUAGAUAUUUAUAUUUAAUACAAUAGAUGUUAUAAUUUUUUUUCCAGCGUAUAUAGAUUUAAUGAUAUGUUCCUUGGAUAAAUUAUUAUUAUUAUUUUUU